This is a messenger RNA of Pelobates cultripes (western spadefoot toad), 1179 nucleotides long. The record is from the annotation of a GenBank genome assembly. Lineage: Eukaryota; Metazoa; Chordata; Amphibia; Anura; Pelobatidae.
GUGAUGCAUGUGAAUAUUUCCGAGAAGUAGGUGGAUUAAUGUUUGUGAGUAACCUUGCAAAAUCCUGCACACACUCAAUAGUGAAAGAGGCAUCCUUGUUUACACUAGGCGUGCUUGCAGAGAACAAUGGUAAACUUUUAUAUGUAUGAAAAACAACUGCUCAAUAUCAGUUUGCAGUCAUGCUUCUUUUCUGUCUUUCUUACAGUACAGUGUCCACAAACUGCGUGUAUCUUUCUUUUUUUUUUAUUACAGUACAUUGUCAGCAAACUGCGUGUAUCUCUUUCUUGUCUUAAUUAAAGUACAUUGUCAGCAAACUGCGUGGACCUCUUUCUCGUCUUUAUUACAGUAUAUUGUCAGAAAACUGCGUGGACCUCUGUCUUCUCUUUAUUACAGUAUAUUGUCAGCAAACCUUGUGCACCUUAGAACUGUUUGAAGAUGUCUGUGCAACCUUGUCUAAAGAAGACUCCUCUUUGAAUUUAAAAAGAAUGUCAGUCUAUGUGCUUUUGGUCUUAGUUUCAAAUAACAGUAAGUUCAUUCAUGCCACACAACCUUCAAAUGAGAAUAAUUUGCAGCGCAUUUUCUUAUAUUUUUUUAAAUAAUUCUAUGUUUCAGAAUGUGGUCAGAAUCUUGCACGGGAAUCUGGAUGUAUUGAUAUGCUUCUACUAUUAUUUAGGUAAAUCUUUCAUAUGGAAUGCACAAUUAUUCUCUUAGAUAUAACCAGCCUUUAUACUGUAGUUUUAUUUUUUCAUUAUGCAGAGAAAUCCUGAUAAAGUGCAACAGGCAUCUGUCAUCUAAAGCCCCAGACGAGCUUUACCAGCUGUGGACAUCAGUCUGCAGUGCUCUUUGUGCAUGUGUCAAUAACCCUCAGAACGGUACCUACAGGCUUCUAGAUAAGCUUUUAUUUUAUUUAUUUAAAAAUAUUUUUGACAGGUUAAUAAAUGAGUCUUUACCUGUGAAGGUCAAUGACAGCAACAAGUGAUUUUCGCUGUUUUGCAUUUCUAAGUAAUCUCAUUUUAAAUUGUUUCUUUUACAGAUGAAAACCAGAAACUGUGCAGUUCAGCAUUUCCUCAAGCAAAAGAUUGGCUUCAAAAAUAUGCUCAGCCUGAGGUCGCCCGUCCUAUCUGUUCUCUGGUUGGACUUACAGUUGCGAAUAACAGUAUGCCAUACACGUGUAUAUGA